This is a messenger RNA of Ixodes scapularis (black-legged tick), 1143 nucleotides long. RefSeq names its product hydroxyacid oxidase 1-like. The record is from RefSeq and is a predicted model, not a curated record. The transcript is spliced from 9 exons. Gene Ontology annotation, molecular function: FMN binding; oxidoreductase activity. The coding region runs from base 1 to 1143 and encodes 380 amino acids. Lineage: Eukaryota; Metazoa; Arthropoda; Arachnida; Ixodida; Ixodidae.
AUGACGAGGAUGGGUGUUGCGAGUGAAGAUGACGUCGUAGUUACGAUUGAAGACAUCGAGCGACUUGGAACCUCAAUGUUUGAUGCAACCGGCCGGGCUUACUACAACAGCGGCAUCGAACUGGAGACGACACUUAGGGAGAAUGUCGCGGCUUUCUCCAGGCUACGCCUGCGGCCGAGAGUGCUCCGCAACGUAGCUGAAAGACGGAUAGAAGUAACCCUGCUGGGAGACCAGAAGCUGUCCAUGCCGGUUGGUAUCUCUCCAACAGCUUUCCAAAAAAUGGCACAUCCGGAGGGAGAAAUCGCCGUAGCGAAGGCUGCACAGGCUGCUGGAACAGUCAUGACGCUGAGCAGCUUCAGCAACGACUGCCUCGAAGACGUGCAGCGGGGAGCUCCAGAAGGGCUCCGCUGGUUCCAGCUGUACGUGUUCAGGGACAGAGAGUUCACCAGGAACCUCGUGGAACGCGCCGAGAGGUCCGGCUACCGCGCCCUCGUGCUCACCGUCGAUAUGCCCGUGGAAGGACAGAAAAACUUUGACAAGAUUUGUGGAAAAUUCAGAAAUAAAUUGAUAACGAGGAAAUAUGGCAACUUUUUGGGAACCUCCCGGCACGAAGAUGCAUUCCCAAGUGCUGCAGUGUGUGACGACAUCUGCGAUGCUUCCCUCACCUGGGCGGACGUCAUCUGGCUGAGAGGCAUCACGAAGCUGCCUGUGGUAGCCAAAGGAAUUUGUACAGCCGAAGAUGCUGAGGAAGCCAUUCACUGCGGAGUUUCUGCCAUAUUGGUCUCUAAUCAUGGAGCAAGACACCUGGAUGGAUUACCUUCGACAAUUGAAGUCCUCCCCGAUAUAGUGAGGGCUGUCCGUGGCCGCGUCGAGGUCUACCUCGACGGCGGAGUUCGUCGAGGCACUGACGUGGUCAAGGCGCUGGCACUCGGAGCCAAGGCCGUGUUUAUUGGACGCCCAGCACUCUGGGGUCUGGCGUACAACGGUAAAGCAGGCGUGCGCCAGACUCUCGAAAUCUUAAGGGAGGAGCUAGACCGGGCUCUCGCAUUGAUGGGAUGCUCUUCCGUCGACCAACUGCGACCCGAAAUGGUUGUUCAUCAAAAUUAUUUCUACAGGCUGCCGAAAACCGAGGUACUGACUUAA